Messenger RNA from Tilletiopsis washingtonensis, 1072 nucleotides. RefSeq lists its product as hypothetical. The transcript has 3 exons. The coding region runs from base 13 to 642 and encodes 209 amino acids. NCBI's taxonomy places the organism in Eukaryota, Fungi, Basidiomycota, Exobasidiomycetes, Entylomatales. The record is from RefSeq and is a predicted model, not a curated record.
CCACCGCUCACCAUGCCCGCUCCGUCCGAGCCCUCGACGGCGCCGCUGAGCCGCGACGAGCUGCAGCGCGCCCUGGCACUGCCUGUGCUCGACGCCGCCGGCACGUCGGCGCCGCUGGCCUCGCACCUCGCCGCGGGCACGCCGACGCUGCUCGUGCUCGUGCGCCACCACCACUGCGGCAUGUGCAUCGAGUACUGCCGCACGCUCUGGGAGCAGCUGGCGCCCGCCACGCACGACGCGCAGCGCCCCAAGCUGCUCGUCGUCGGCCACGGCGAAGCCAGGGGCAUUGCCAGCUACAAGGAGCGCAGCGGCUGGCUCGGCGAGAUGGUCGUCGACCCGACGCGCAAGGUGUUUGGCGCGCUCGGCUGCGUGAGCGGGCUGCUCAACGCGCCCGAGAAGCAGCCGGCGUAUCUCGAGAAGCACAGCACCGCCAGCCUCGUGCUGCGCUCCGCGGGCCAGAUGCUGCGCUCCGGGCCGCUCGGCAUCUGGCGCGGCGGCGACAUCACGCAGCUCGGCGGCGAGUUCCUCGUUGAUGCAGACGGCAGUCCGGCAUACACGCACCGCAUGCGCAACACCGUCGACCACACCGAGGUGCCCGAGCUCGCCAAGCUGCUGGGUGUCGACGCGCAGCCCGCCGCAUAGCGGCCCGGGCCACGGCAAUGGCACAACGGGACAUCUAUGGCAUUCGCGGCGUGACGUAGAGAGAGCAGAAACCGAGACAGCACAGCACGGCGGCAGUAUGAGACCGCCGGCACCCAGCACACAACGCAUCCUCACAGCUUCUCGCCGACCUUGAGCGCCGUGCGGCCGCCCAUGAGCUCGGCGAGGCGCUUGAGGCCGUGCCACCACGCCGUCUUGCCGCGCCGGUUCUUCAUGUCGGCCUGCGCCGCCAUGUCCUUGGCGCCGACGAACUCGACGUCGCUGCCGCGGAUGGCGAUGAUGGCGGCCGUGGCGUCGCCGUACGCAGUGCUGUCCUUACGCAGCGCCAGGGCGUGCUGCGUCAGGAACUCGCAGCACUUGAUCGCCAGGCGCGUGGCGCGCGCGCGGUCCAGCGGCGAGGGCGUGCCGCCCU